UUACAUCUUCAAUGUCCAAAUUUAAGGAUUCUGCGAGGAAGGAAUCGUUUGAACCGCGAUCCGAUUCGACCAGGGACUGCAAUGAACCCGCUUUUAACGAAUUCAUGAUGAUUUUAUGCUUUUUUAUUCGAAGAUAAACGUCAACCGAACAGCUGAUUUUUUGUUUUUAAAUUUUUUUUGUCAAUUUUUUGUGUUUUUUCGCUAAAAAAAAUUAAUUUUUCAUUUUUUUGUUGAGUAAAUGAACGCUGUGAUUGCUCUAAAUCACUUUUGUGAGAGUCACGGUCCGAACGUAGUUUUCACGACAACUACCCUCCGAGAGACAAAUUUGAACGAAAUUUCCUUCAAAAAUGUCCUUUUUGAGCGUCACAAUUGCCCGAGUUGCAAUUCCAUCGGGUUAGAAACCGGCUAUAAUAGUUCAGAUGCGGAAACUAACACGAAAUUCUUCAGUUCGCAGCAUCCAGUGUUGCCGGAUACGGUAAAUGUACUCAAAGUAGCUGCUACUCGGAGUCUCAGUUGCGAGACGAGUUACAACAAAAAUGGGGGAUUUGUCUUUUUUGGCGAUGCCUCGGGGCAUAUAUUGUCGCAUACGUUCCAUUUGGCGGAUUCUAAUGCUCGGGGGUUGUUCAAAUUGUACAGCAUCACGAUUUUGAUGAAGGACAAAACUUUUUUGUUGAACACGGAACCCUUUUUAUCGCAACAUUUGGAGGAAAUUUCCAAAGAAUUGCAAGGAUAUGCGGAUAAAAUCUACGAAAAAGAGCAAAGUGAGUCGUCGCAAAGGGCAACGAGACUGAAUGCGGGACGAAUUACCUCAAAUACGAAGCGAUCCUUGAUGGAUUUGACCGGAAAAACGCACAUUUAUGGCAUGUUGCAUCAGAAUUUCGCAUGGUUACUGUGGGCAGGCGCUCGAUAUUUGUCCGAAUCCAUCACUUUAGGCACCCCCAGUGCUCCGCCGUGGCUUGGGAAGGAAACUGAAGAGGGAUUUACGAUGGUCCAACUCGACAAAGAGGAUUUUCUGUUGAAACAAUUGGGAAAACUCACGACUAAAGAGCAAAUUUUAGAGGAAAUUUCCUCGCCGAGACAAAUUUAUCAAGAAACCACUGAAAAUUUUCCGUUAAUAAUUUUUUCUUUACUCACCGGAGUCGGAAUUUAUCUCGUAAAUGACGUAUUAAGAGCUCAAAAUUACUUGCGAGUCUUUAAAAAUCUCCUUCCCGAAGCUUUGCACAAAGUUUUUAUGAAUGAAUUUCCUAAUGGAGCUCAAUGUCGUGUCAUUGUCACGGAAAAAAUGCCGGAAAAUUGCACAAAUUGUCUCGUAAUUGAGUUUAAAAGUGACAAUCAAACCGAAGUUAAGAGUUUUGUGAGUUUACCGGCGAAAAUGCCGACACUCGUGACGAAAAUUGUUAAAGCUGUGAAGGAAGAAGCGUUUACAGAAGCAGUUUUGGAAAAGAGAAUUAAAGUUUUGGUUGAAGAAUGGAAGAAUAAAGUGCAGUGUUUGCUGAAAAUGAAUAAAAAUCAGGAUACGACGAAGUUGAAGAAGGUUCUUGGACUGCAAGUGCACGAUCAGCCGCUGAUUAAUUUUUGGAUGACAAAUCUAAAUUGAAUUUUGACGAAUUUGAGAUUAUUAUUUUGGAUUCUUUUUCAAAAAUUCCAAAAUUCAAAACUGACAUUUUUUGUGUAUAAAUAUGAAAACAUUUGAUAUUUUCUUGAAUUAUACAAU
This is a messenger RNA of Culicoides brevitarsis, 1714 nucleotides long. It is a transcript of the gene BHD, whose product is annotated as folliculin. NCBI's taxonomy places the organism in Eukaryota, Metazoa, Arthropoda, Insecta, Diptera, Ceratopogonidae. Gene Ontology annotation, cellular component: cytosol. Bases 239 to 1597 code for a protein of 452 amino acids. Gene Ontology annotation, biological process: positive regulation of TORC1 signaling; negative regulation of transcription by RNA polymerase II; positive regulation of transforming growth factor beta receptor signaling pathway. The transcript has 4 exons. Gene Ontology annotation, molecular function: GTPase activator activity. The record is from RefSeq and is a predicted model, not a curated record.